AUGUGCAAUAUUCUGCUCCUGGGCUCCAGAGCGGCCGGAUACAGCUACCUCUGCCAGCCCGUGAACUACUCCAAUGAUGUGAAUGAAGUCCGGAUAGCGUCAGCGCUAUGGUGGUACUACAUCUCUAAGGGGGUGGAGUUUCUGGACACAGUGUUCUUCAUCAUGAGGAAGAAGUUUAAUCAGGUCAGCUUUCUGCACGUCUAUCACCAUAGCACAAUGUUCAUCCUGUGGUGGAUCGGCAUCAAGUGGGUUCCUGGUGGACAGGUCGCUUUCUUUGGCGCUACGAUUAACUCAGGCAUUCAUGUGCUGAUGUACGGCUACUAUGGCUUGGCAGCGUUCGGCCCAAAGAUCCAGAAGUACCUGUGGUGGAAGAAAUACCUCACUAUUAUUCAGAUGAUCCAGUUCCACGUCACCAUUGGCCAUGCCGCUCAUUCUCUCUACACAGGCUGCCCAUUCCCGGCCUGGAUGCAGUGGGCUCUGAUUGGCUACGCCGUCACGUUCAUCAUCCUGUUCGCCAAUUUCUACUACCAGACCUACCGCCGCCAGCCACGCCUCAAGUCGGCCAAAUCUGCCGUUAACGGCGUCUCCAAUGGCACCAAUAAGGCACCGGAGGUCAUGGAAAAUGGCAAGAAACAAAAGAAAGGAAAAGGAAAGCAUGACUGAAAAGAAACAUGGACGGAAGUGAAACACUGGGUCUCAUGGGCUUCAAAAUUACCCAUGGAAUCUCAACCGCUACAGACUGUUUGGUAAUUGUGAAAACAAAUUUGGUCUUUUUUUGUUGCUGAUUGGAUUUCAAACUAGGGACAUUUCCAAUGCAACUAGUCCUGUGUGACGUCACUUUCUCUGUUGUUUAGGCUACUUGUGACAGUUAUAUAAUCUAAAAUGUCCCUUAUGGUUUACUGAAUCAGAAUAGCAAGCUACUUUGAGAUGUUUAGUUACCAUUGGGGGGAGAAUAGUCAGGGUUUUUUUUCCCACAAAAUCAGUUAAAUAUGCUUUUUCACAUAAACAAGCCGAUUCUUUUAAUGUUUUUAUUUAGUAUAAGCAGCUGAUGAAAGAUUCUUACAUAAAUGGCUCAGCUUUCGUGACACUCUUGAAUCCUGAAAGACUGAGCCCUUAAAUAAAAAAUAUGGAGAAAUGAGUCCUUCGAGAUGCAAGUCUGAAUCACUUCUAUAAAACAUGAGGAUAAUCCCGCAAUUCCGCUUUUUUUUUUACAUCUAUUAUUAUUGUCUGUUUGAAUCUUCAUUUGUAGUGAAACAAUGGUGUUUAUGGGCUCAGGUGACCGUUAUUACAAAUUACUAAAUUACUAAAGUGGCAACACAGUUCUACCAAAGAAAAUCACUGUACAUUUGGUGGGUUUAUACUCUUGCAUUAGAUAAUAUCAUUAUUUCAACUUAAUUUGCGUGCAGUAAUGAUGGUGUCAUGGCUAUAUACUCAGGUAGUUUCAUAUGUUUCUGUUCCACAUGUGAAAUUAGACAUAUACUGCAUACACAUACACACACACGCAUACUUGCGUCCUUAAUGUCUGUUCAGGUAUGUGUACUCCUCUCUAUUGCUUUGUGCAUGUAGCUUUUUAUGAAGUUUUUGCAAGUCAUAUCGCAUUACAGUUACACAAAUUUUGCUUUUUGUUCCCUUUUAUGAAAAAGUUCCCUGUGAUAAUAGAAUCCCAUGAUGGGGGGGG
This is a messenger RNA of Sinocyclocheilus rhinocerous, 1678 nucleotides long. RefSeq names its product elongation of very long chain fatty acids protein 4-like. Lineage: Eukaryota; Metazoa; Chordata; Actinopteri; Cypriniformes; Cyprinidae. The record is from RefSeq and is a predicted model, not a curated record. The coding region runs from base 1 to 663 and encodes 220 amino acids. Gene Ontology annotation, cellular component: endoplasmic reticulum membrane. Gene Ontology annotation, molecular function: fatty acid elongase activity. The transcript is spliced from 5 exons. Gene Ontology annotation, biological process: sphingolipid biosynthetic process; fatty acid elongation, monounsaturated fatty acid; fatty acid elongation, polyunsaturated fatty acid.